ACAACUAGGCCUUCUUCGGUCUCCCGGCACGUUCAGUGUCUCGCCGCCAUUCUGGCAUGACGAGCGAAUAACUAACAGACAAUAUUUACAUCAUGUAUGUUAUAUAUCUCGUCUGUUGUGUGGUGAUGGUGUAUGCCGAACCGGCGAAGGACACCCAGAAGGAGGAAUACUGCACGGACCCCCGCACAAUGAAGACGCACGCAGCAUACACCGAAUGGGCAGACGCGUAUUCCUGCACGCGGCACCGCUGCCAGCCUGGCGGACGGAACCUGGCUAUAUACACUGUCGGCUGCAAGCGUGUGGAGGCACCAGAAUCCGCCAUAGAAUGCGAAGAAGUGGUCGAGGAUACCAACAUGCAGUUCCCCUACUGCUGCACCCGACUAAGGUGUUUGGUGGUCGUCCGCGGCGAGGUCUGGACCCGAGUGCUAGGACAACCCUGGGAGACCCUGCCGGCAGCCCCCUGGAGCCACAUGUACAAGAUGAAGAAACCGCCCCCUGUUGACAGUAGCUUCUUACCUAAAGGCGGCCCAGCCGCAGGCCCCGUAUACGAGCUAUCUGAGGACAAGUCCGUGGACCGCCGAACCAACGUCAACGAGAAGGACUGUGACAAGCCCGUGAAGAGGGCGUCACCGUCGCCUCCUGGACCCGAUAUAGUGAUUGCUCUGACGACCAACAAUGAGAAGAAACCCACCGAAGGAGAAAUACAAAGCAAGUUCCUGUCUUUAGCGGACGAUUCUGAUCAGCCCAAUGAGAUUGAGGCCGAGGAAUCCCACAUCGUCACUGAAAAGGUUCCAGAGAUAAUUUCGGAGGAGCGAAUGUUCCCUCCAGACAAGAAAACAUCGAGAGAUCGGAAAGCGAAAUUUCCGGAUACAGACGAUGAGAUGAACUUUAAAAAGUUAAAAGAAUCGAGACCACACAAGUUUCCGGAUACAGACGAUGAGAUGAACUACAAAGGGUUAAAAAAAGAACCGAGACCACAGAAGUUUCCGGAUACAGACGAUGAGAUGAACUUUAAAAAGUUAAAAGAAUCGAGACCACACAAGUUUCCGGAUACAGACGAUGAGAUGAACUAUAAAAAGUUAAAAGAAUCGAGAGCACACAAGUUUCCGGAUACAGACGAUGAGAUGAACUACAAAGGGUUAAAAAAAGAAUCGAGACCCCACAAGACAUCUCUAUUCGGCCCGAGUGCAUCAUCUGACGAGCAGUAUACCAAUAUGAACAAAAGAGGGAAAAAGCAAAAGUUUCCGGAUACAGACGAUGAGAUGAACUUUAAAAAGUUAAAAGAAUCGAGACCACACAAGGUUGACGCAGUAUCUGAGGAACGUUACUUUAGGAAUCCAGAGAAAAAAGCUGCAAGAUCCUGGGCCCGCAUCCCUCGAGAGCAAUGGAGCGCGAGUCCGACCACACGCGCGCAGGCGCAGACCGACACACUCGACUACGAGAAGGAACAUGAUAACCUAGUAAAGGCGGAGCAGCCUUCAAACGGCGAAUCAGAAGAGAAGCUAGAAGGCAAGCCAGCGUCGCUCCAGCACUUAGUUAAUGCUAUCGGGACGCGCAUGCGCGACAUCGAGAACGUCGUUCAACAGAUGAGCGAGAAGGUGCAGCCUCCAUUAGAAAGCGCUGAAAGAAUGAGAGGGGACCGAGCGAAGAAAGAAGCUGAGCCUAGAGCGAAACAGACUAAUUCUGAUAACUAUAACAGAUUCCUCCCAAAAGAAGGAUCCAGCCAAUAUCUCCACACCGCGGUAGACACCACCACGGAGGUCCCGCUGUUCAUCAAUGACAACCUGAACGGCUACUUCAGCGACCCCAGCAACAACCUGCUGCGGAGGUCCAUGAACAACAAGGGGCCUAAGGAACCCCAUGAAACCUACAUGGUACCCAUAGAUACGGACCACGGGGCCCACAAGAAAUCUCCGCCAGACUCAUCCGAACCAGACCUCAAACACAAGAAGCACGGCCACAAGAAGAGGAAAUCUAAGCACGGGAGAAGGAAGCACAGAAGAGAAGAGAAGAAGUUCAACAGAAUGGCAGAGGGAAAUGCGGUGUCGCUUGAGGACAGCGAUGACUUCGGUAAGGCAUGACUAGUGCGGCGGUACCUUACUGGCGAAGUCGGUAGGAUCGUGGAUUCGAAUCCGAGAGUAGGCAGUGUUAAAACGGCAACGUUUUAUUGAAAAUAAAUACAGUACCAGAUAAAAUAUAUAAACAGAACUAAAAUAGGAACACUGUCUGUCUAAGCUAACUCUGCACUGACUUAGAUAGACCAGAGUGAGCGAGUGUUACUAUAAGUCAUAUUUUCAUAGAAAUUUGACAUUAAUGAUGACAUUUUACACUUUAACAUAGCAAAUGGCUUGCAGAGUUAGCUUCAUCCGACUUUAGGAGCAAUAGGAGGAAUUAUCGCUAAAAAGCGAUUUCUUCCAAACAAUAUUCAGGGAAAAGAAAUCAGUUACUAAAUCGUACAAUAAGUAUAAAAUGUGAGUGACUUGAAUAAGCUAGCGAAUAGCCUUAGCCUGAAAAACCGGUUUCAAUAAAAACCGGUUAAAUUACUUGUAUUAAAUCCAACUGUUUUUUUAAUACCAAAACCAAAUUGACCAAUCGAAUCGAACUAUCAUUUUGGAAUCUUGCCUAAUGGUAACCCACCAUCGGAACACGUAAUUUUUUACAAUCUUCUAAUUAGUUUCACCUGUCCCGUUGUCUGUCGGUCUGUAAUCAAAUCUUGCAAGUUAAAUUUGAUCUGAUGAUGGAGACAGGAGGUGGCAAUAGGAACUCUGUGAUUAAGGAGUUUUUAGAAUUGUCUCGAUGAGUACAAAUGAAAAUGGAAUGGUGUUGUCUGUCGUAAGAAAACAGUCAGCGAUAAAAGUUUGUACCAAAAAUGAUUUUUUUGCCAAAAACUUAUUUAUACGUAUUGUCCCAAAUAGGAUUCGGGAGAGGUCCAAAUUCUGUAACUUUAAAAUCUGGAGCUCCCGGUAAAAUCGAGACAUGACGCUGGUCACUCUAUGUCUUGAAUAUGAAAAACAGUUCAGACCGGUAUUGUAUUGUAUGGUAUAUUGUAAGAUUUGUAGGGUGCAUUGAGGUAUCUUCGAAUUAAAGCGGGAUAACUUUGAAAUUUGCUAAUAUCUACUAAACCAGAAGGACUUCAUACUUUGAGUAGCAAGUGCUUUGUUUAGUUGGUUUGCAAUUUCCAAAAUUACCCCACAUUCGAAGUUAUCCCAUCGCACCUUACAUUUAAACAUACUAAUCCCGACGGCUUUCGCUAGUUUAUUAUAACAAUUUCCUCUAUUUUUCCGUAUUAUGUAAACCUAUGUUAAGUAGUAAUUCAGUAUUAAUUUAAUGUAGGUAAAUUAAACUGUCGUACAUUGAGAUAAAGCUUAAAUUUGCUUCACAGACUCACUGUAAUUGUAAAUGCCAAAUUUUUAUUUUAAUAAAAU
Molecule: messenger RNA, 3425 nt
Organism: Cydia splendana
Lineage: Eukaryota; Metazoa; Arthropoda; Insecta; Lepidoptera; Tortricidae
Product: THO complex subunit 2-like
Exons: 21
Coding region: 93-2081 (662 amino acids)
Source: RefSeq, a predicted model, not a curated record